This is a messenger RNA of Fundulus heteroclitus (mummichog), 2862 nucleotides long. It is a transcript of the gene cwf19l2, whose product is annotated as CWF19 like cell cycle control factor 2. Bases 1 to 2778 code for a protein of 925 amino acids. The record is from RefSeq and is a predicted model, not a curated record. Gene Ontology annotation, biological process: mRNA splicing, via spliceosome. NCBI's taxonomy places the organism in Eukaryota, Metazoa, Chordata, Actinopteri, Cyprinodontiformes, Fundulidae. Gene Ontology annotation, cellular component: post-mRNA release spliceosomal complex. The transcript has 19 exons.
AUGGCGACGCACGGGCUCAGCUUUGAGAGUUCGGGCAGCAUCGAGGAAAGGAAAGAAAAGAAGCGACAGGCGCGCCAAGAGGCGAUAGAAAAGGCAAAGCAGCAGUAUGAGAAGGAAGAGAGGAGAAAGGAGCUGAAGAGGCAGCGAGGGGAGGACACUUGGAUUCUUCCCGAAGUCAGCCAGAGGCUGGAGCAGAUAGAGGACGAGGGAACAGUCAGCAGCAAAAAGAAGAAAGAGAAAAAAAGCAAGAAGAAAAAAGAGAAGAAGAAAAAAGUCAAGAAGGAGAAGAAAGCAGCAGAAGAAGGAAACGGCUCCAGUGGCAGUUCACAGGACUCGGAGGAGGAGUGGGUUGAGGCUCAGCCACAGCCUGCCAAAGCAUGGAAGGUACCAGAGGCGUCCAAGGCUCCAGAGGGCGGCCUCAGCCCUGCACACAACGUCCAGAGAGACGAAUGGAUGACUUUUGAUUUCCUGGCUAUGAAAACCACGUCCACUGCAGACAGACGGGCGGAGAAAGACCGACAGAAAGAGGAAGAGAGAGCCAAGGCUCAGGCCAUUGAACAGGCUGGUUUGCACAAGCGGGAGCUGAACCCGUACUGGAAAGACGGGGGAACUGGUCUACCUCCGGAGGACCUAGCUGGUACUGCCGACAAGAAAGCCGGUCCGGUAGUGAAUGACGGUGGCCUGAGCUGGCUGAGGAAGAGCUACCAGAGGAUGAAGGAGCAAGCGGAGAGGGAGCAGCGCAGCCUCAGUGAGAUUGUAGCUCAGAGAUACGGGUCAAUGGAGGAAUUCCAGAAGAGGCUCGCCGACGCCGAGAAAGCCGUGCACGGCCAUAGCAGAGGCGGCAGAGAGCGUCCAGCAAGGGACGGAUGGAGGAAAGGAGAGGAGGAUGACGGUGGGAGGUGGGGGAGAAGAGAGGGGGAUAGGCAGGAUCGAGAUCGGUGGAGAAAGAGUGAAGAAGACUCGUCGCCCCGAGAGCGAGAGAGUUACAGGAGGGGAGACGAGAGGGAGCGGCAUCGAGGUAGAGAGGACGACAGGGGCCGGGACGGAGACAGGCACAGGGAUAGAGACAGAGGACGAGACGAUGACAGAGGCAAACACAGGGACAGAGAGAAAGAAAGAGACGGGGACAGGAAUAAAGAGAAAGACGUCAGCACACAAUCAUCGUCAUCAUCAUCAUCAUCUGGAGAGAGUUGGAAUCACCGCUCUGCGUCUCUGGGCUCGCUGAAAGGCCGUUUCCUCAAACCAUCAGACGAGAACGACGCCGAUGAAGCUCCUCGCCGUCCUCAGCCAUCCGCCAGCUUUCUGAAACCCAGCUCCGACGAUGAGGACUCUCUCCCGAGGAAGAGUAGCGGUCCAGCCUGGAAAACCCGCGGCACAUCUUCCCAUAAACCUGACGGGGCUGAAAACCCCCAGCAGGAGGGCAAGACGCAGCCAGGGAGGGCCGCAAACUCUCCUCACGCUGCGCCACCAUCAAGGACUGAGGCUGAAAGUGAGGAGGAGGAGGAGGAGGAGGCAGAAGAAGAGAUUCCACUGCUGUCAGAGGAAGAGAUGAACAGGCUGGGGUCAAAGCUGAUAAAGGCAGAGAUCAUGGGCAAUACGGCAAUGGUUGAGAAGCUGAAGUCACAGCUGGAAGCUGCUCACAAAGCAAAGGAGAUUCAUGCUGCCAGAAGGAAGGAGCAUGAAGCAGCCAAGUUGAAGCAGGUCACCACUCACUCGAGGGAAGACCAGGAGGUUUUGCUGUUCAGGACGGAUGAGUCGGGUCGGGCCUGGCCUGUGAAGGGUCCCGGCGGACCCCAGGAGCCCCACGGAGGACGCCGGAAGAAGAAACCGAUUGAGACCCACGUCGACGGGCAGCGCGUUCGCUACUUCAAGGACGACGACAGCGUUGGACUGCAGGAGAUGGUGAGGAGGGAGAAGAUGAGCUCCGCACAAGACCAGCAUGCGCUUUAUUCACGUAUGGCUGCAAAGAUGAUGGGAAAGACGGACGGCGACAACUACACACUGGACGACAUGUUCGUGUCGAGUGCAGCGCAGCGGGAGGGCGAGGGCAGGGAGGAGGAGAGGAUGAGGAGCAGAGCCAUAGGGGAGAGCCGGAGGCUGGCCGCCUCCAUGGACAAGUGCCCUCGUUGUUUCAGCAGCCAAGAGCUCCCCAAGCAUCUGAUAGUGGCCAUAGGGAGCAAGGUUUACCUGAGCCUGCCUGCAGGAGUGUCCAUGACCGAAGGCCACUGUCUCAUCUGUCCUCUCCAGCAUCACUCCUCUGCCACCGGAUUGGAUGAGGACGUCUGGUCUGAAAUGCAGCUGUUCCGACGAACCUUGGUGCGAAUGUUUGAGUCGCAGGAGCUCGACUGCGUGUUUAUGGAAACACACAUGAACCUUCGCAGAAAACAGCACAUGGUCCUGGAGUGCAUCCCGCUGCCGAGGGAGCUGGGCGACAUGGCGCCCAUAUACUUCAAGAAAGCCAUCAUGGAGUGUGAUGAGGAGUGGGCCAUGAACAAGAAGCUUGUGGACCUCUCUUCAAAAGACAUCCGGAGAGCUGUCCCUCGGGGUCUGCCAUACUUUGCGGUAGAUUUCGGACUGCAGGGAGGCUUUGCCCAUGUCAUUGAAAAUGAACAGAAGUUUCCUCAUUACUUUGGCAAGGAAGUGGUCGGAGGCAUGAUGGACCUGGAGCCGCGGCGCUGGAGAAAGCUCAUCAGAGAAAACUUUGACGACCAGAGGAAAAAGGUCCUGCAGUUUGCACAGUGGUGGAAACCGUACGACUGCACCAAAGCCGAGGGCUAACCGGAGAUGUUAGGAAUCUAUCGCACUAGGAGUUUAUAAUGUGUACAUUUAUGCUAAAAUAAAAAUAAAUCGAAUCAUUUUAAA